CUUGCACAAUCGGUGGCUGACUAAAUACUUUUUUGCCCCACUGUAUAUGCCACUGUGAAGCAGUCACUAAGAAGUCACUUUUUCUCGCCUUGGCCACAAGGUGUCGCACGGAGUGGAGUCGCCGAGGUGCAUAAAAGUGGCCAAAUUUUGCUUAUCAAUAAUAGAGUAAGCAUCCUCUGGUAUUAACAUCUUGAUAAAACUGUUGACGUGGGUUUCUAUGUCAUGAGCAGCUCCUGUAGGAAUAAUGAGUAGGUGGACCAGAACUUUUGUCCCCAUAGUGUAUUUCACUUUUUACUUUUAUUGUAUUUACAUUAUGUAAAGUGUUUAGUGUGUUGACAGCAGUUCGUGUCAGGUCUUCAGAUUUAAAUUUGCAAGAGAAAAACAAGAGGUGUGCUUUGACUUUGAAGCAUUGCGAGUAAUAUAUCAAUCAUGUCUGUGACAGAUGGAUAUAACUGUUCUAAAGAAGUUAGACAAAACAAAAAAAACAUUUUCAUACAAAUUUGUCCAGCCAUAUUGACAAAAUGUGAAAUAAAUAAAGGAGAGUUACAGUGUUGUGCAAAAGUCUUGAGCCAGGACACGUCAUGCAGAGAUAUGUCAAGUUUUCAGCUAAUAGCUCUUUGGACAUCAGUUGGUUUACAAUAAAAAAGAAAAUUCCUGUCAAACUGUGUUAUCUGUGGCAUUUUUCAGAGAUUCCACUAAAGAAAUUGGAAGAAAUCGUAUGUUUUUGUGACAGGCUGCUAGUAACAAAGUACCUAAAGAUACAAUUUAAUACUGGUUCCUUGCUAAGUUAUUUGUUAUAUAUACAGUGUUAUUUAGACAACACUGUAUAUAUAAGUCCCUCGAGUUAGGUGUGUUUUUAAUGCUUGAAUGAUUCAUAGGUCAGUGUUAAGGGGCCUAACAAUCUAAAAGAAACAUCCCUCUGAAAUAUUCAGGCACAAGGACGGCACUGAAAACAACUGAGAAAGCAGCUAAUCCAAGCUGAUGUGUUCUUUAAGUUAAUUCGCGAUUAUAUUGCACUAAGGAAUUCAAAUAAAGUCGGAUGUGUUAAAAAGUAAUGGAAGAUUACAUUUUAAUAUAUAUAAAAUUUACAAAAUAUUUUAACAAGUCAAUGGUGUUGUGCAUCUUUUUGAAAAACAGAAGACAUAUCUAUCUGUCAUCUAUCUGAUUAACUGACUGAUUUGAAAGUUACAAUGAGUUUUGUCAAAUGAAGUCUAAACUGAAAUAAAACAAGACAUGAAAACUGUGUCGUCAGACCACAAUGACAAAUCCUCAAAAUGUUAAUACUGAGAACUGUUUUCAGGACCAAACUAUUAGUAUCGGUAUGAGCUGAACUCGAGAUCUGUGCGGUGGUCAGCAAACAUUUUUCGUCUCUCGCACAACAAAAGAUGAACAAAGAAUUCAGUAUUCAGUUGUGCUAUUUCUUUUUAUGAUCAUGUCGCUCGGGUAAGGGCUCACACAUGUUGUUUUGGGUGGGAAGACCUUUUGACACAAAUCAAUGAUUACCCUGAAAUCUGUUUAGGAAGACUAUAUUUUCAGUUUUGAAAAAUAAAUGGAGAGGAAAAGAUCUGUGGAAGAGGAAAACCAAGAAGACUGUAGAUUAAGGAAAAGAUGGAGAGUUGAAUACAAUGAAACUUCUGAUGGUGAAGAUGAGGAGGAGGAGGAGGAAGAGGAGAAUCGAAAAACCUGGAAGACAGAAGGGAUACCGUUUUUGUCUGUAAUCUGUGGAACCACAGAGGGCAUCCUUGAUUGUGAGAAGCUGGAAAAAAGUAAGGCGUGUAUUGAAUAUAAAGGCAAAUGGUAUAAUCCACCUAGCUUUGAGAUACUUGCAGGGAAAGGAUCAAGUAAAAAAUGGAAAGCAACUAUUUUCUAUGACGAUCAACCUCUGGAGUAUUGGAUUAAGAAAGAUUACCUAAAAACCGAGGGAUACAGAAAAGGAAGAUCCAAGACUAGAAAGGAAAUACAAUCAUCCGGCUCUGAAGAAACUGAAGAUGAUAAUGCUGAAGAGAGGACAACAAAACAUACAAUUUCAGCUGCUGCGGAACAUGCACUGAGGGGGAAAGAAAUAAAGACAGCAAAUGGAACAGGUGCUUAUCACCCCGAGGGGAUGGACCAUCCAGGAGAGUGCAGCAGCUCAGCAAAAGUUAACACAACCACUGCAGCAGCGAAACUGAUUACUCCCUCAAACAAAUAUGACCUAUCCAUCAACGGGAGUGAUGGGGAAGGCAGUGAAGACCAGUUAACACAAAGCAGUGAAAGAAAAGAACAGGAAGCUUCCACAUCUUUGGGGAUAGUGAAUAAAACUGAAUCCAGUGUCUUAAACUCUGAUGCAAGGAUGGAGGACAGAGAAGACGGGCAUUUAACUCACUGUGGGAAUGAGAAAGAACAAAACAGAGAAGAUUCUCUUGACAUGUUGAGAUCUGAAGUUACUGGAAAUACCAGAGAUGUGGCAACACAAACUGUGCCAAAAGUACUGAAAGCUGGGGGAGAUAUUGUUGAAGAUAAGGACCAGUUUCUAAGCAGAGGGGAGCUGGCAGUGAAAACAGAGCAGAGAGCUGAAGAGAAGGUCGGGUCUGGACAUGAAAACGAGGUUGUAAACUCAGAAGAUGCUGGGAAUGAAGAAGAGGAAGAAGAAAUGGAAACGGGAGGAAUGGAAUCUGAAGCUGUACCUGCUGUUGCCUCUAACCACACUGACAAGUGUGUUAUUAAAGAAGGCUCAGCAGAGAGAGGAGAUGCACAGUCAGCAAACUGUGGGAAUGAGAAAGAAGGAGACAAUCCUCCUAACAUGCCAAAAUCUAAAGUCACUGUAAAAACCAGAGACGUGGAAAGAAACACACCAAUCAAACAGCAGAAUGUGGAGGAAAAAACAGAAGAGGAAAUGAGUCCUUCCUGUGAAUCUCUGGCUGCGUCAGAUGAGUGUGAACAUAAAGAUGUCCACUGCUCUGGCCACAAUGUAGCUGCAUUACAAUCCACGAGGCCAGAGAGGAGCUCAUCUCCAGCAAGUCAAACCUCUGUCGGCAUUAAUUUCUCUCACAUGUCAGAGGCUCUGUCACCUGGGCCCUCAGUCAGCUCUGGUUUGAAUACAACGGAUCUUGAUCAACUGAAGAGGGAGAAACUAAAAAUGCAACUAAAGGUCUUAAAAUUACAAGAAGAGUGUUACACUUUGAUAAUAAAAGAACUUAAAAAAUGAAGAUUAAUGCUUCUGUAAAGCUGAAUUUGAAAAAUUGCUGCAGUAUGUCCACAAAUGACAUGCGUUAUUUUUCUUUGGUUAAUUGUUACUUUUGAGAAAAGCAACAAAAUCAUAAAAGUGUACUUUGUCUUUGCUAUACUCAGUUUUCCUUUCACACUGCUGAUCACCGUGUUUUACUUUGUUUUAAUAAUUCCACAUACAGCUGAUAUUUUCUUCUUGAAAUUCUGAAUAAACAACAUUGAUGCUUUUUAUCGGUAAAUUGUGCAGAUGUUGUCAAACUGUUUUCUUUGGACUUUGCCCAACCUGUAAUAAUCAUUGUAGGGAACAGCAUUGUAAUUAGAAGAAUACAUUCCUUGAAUUUUUUGAAGUGGCCUUGAGCAAAAGUUCUCCAGCCAUCAUUGGCUGCUUUGUCACUCAUUUUCAGUCCUGAUUUUUAAAUGUGUACAAUGAUUUGUAACUUUUGAAGACUCACUCACGUUUCAAUCCACACAAUACAAAGCAAUCUGACACGCGUACAUCUAAACCUAAAUAAAUACAUGUUUCUGUUGAGUUUUGAACAAGAAAAUCAUAUUUAUACAAAUUUUCAAAAGACCCCAAAAACAUGUUUAUUACAUCUUUUGUUUGUGUUUAGAUGUCAAACUAAAAAAUAGAAUGGAAACUCGUUUUGUACAUUUAUAUUUACAGUUCAUUCAUUUAUUAAUAACACGAGUACUAUUCUGUCAUAUUUUCUUCCUCCUCUUCCUCUUCUUCGUCAUCAUCGUCAUCAAAAUAUUUAUCCUCUGCAUCUCUGUUGACAAUGUCCAAGUUGUCAUAGUCUGGAUUCUCAUCCACCUCCCUGUAACACAAACACAUAAACACCUUAAGUCACUUUCAAAGCCCACAGUAGAGCAGGGCGAUAUGGCCAAAAAU
Molecule: messenger RNA, 4096 nt
Organism: Haplochromis burtoni (Burton's mouthbrooder)
Lineage: Eukaryota; Metazoa; Chordata; Actinopteri; Cichliformes; Cichlidae
Product: DNA ligase 1
Exons: 12
Coding region: 1550-3187 (545 amino acids)
Biological process (GO): regulation of transcription by RNA polymerase II
Cellular component (GO): nucleus
Molecular function (GO): DNA-binding transcription factor activity, RNA polymerase II-specific; DNA binding
Source: RefSeq, a predicted model, not a curated record